Beta vulgaris subsp. vulgaris (sugar beet) is the source of this 498-nucleotide messenger RNA. RefSeq lists its product as uncharacterized. Lineage: Eukaryota; Viridiplantae; Streptophyta; Magnoliopsida; Caryophyllales; Amaranthaceae. The transcript has a single exon. Bases 1 to 498 code for a protein of 165 amino acids. The record is from RefSeq and is a predicted model, not a curated record.
AUGGUGAUGGUUUUGGGGUUUAAUAUGGAAGAUUAUGGAAGAGUUAUCACGACUCAAUCCAACAUUUUUCGUCGAAGUUGUAUGUACAUAUGUGUUUUCUUUCGCAUUAUUGAAGGUGUAACAACUGAAGAAGAGUUCUUUACACAAAGUUCGGAUGCCACUGGAAGGAUGGGUGCAUCUGCACUGCAAAAAUGCACAACGACUAUCAGAAUGUUGGCAUAUGGUUCAUCCUCCGACCUUUUUGAUUUGUACUUGGAAAUUGCUUCAAGUACUGCCAGAGAAUGCCUUCUUCAUUUUUUCGAAAUGGUUGUAACUAAAUUUGGACUUCAAUACCUAAUGAAGGCAAAUCCAAAUGAUAUUGAGCAUCUCCUACAUGAAGGCGAGCGUCGUUGCAUCCCGAGUAUGAUGGAGAGCAUGAGUGCGUACACUGGGGCUAGAGAAAUUGUCCUCUGGGCUGAAAAGGAAUGUAACAAGGACGAAGCAAAAUUGCAACAAUAA